This is a messenger RNA of Daktulosphaira vitifoliae (grape phylloxera), 3997 nucleotides long. Its product is annotated as serine protease filzig-like. Gene Ontology annotation, biological process: proteolysis. Gene Ontology annotation, molecular function: serine-type endopeptidase activity. Lineage: Eukaryota; Metazoa; Arthropoda; Insecta; Hemiptera; Phylloxeridae. The record is from RefSeq and is a predicted model, not a curated record. The transcript is spliced from 7 exons. Bases 506 to 3580 code for a protein of 1024 amino acids.
UGAGUCAGUAGGACAAUCAACAGACCGGUUACUCGGUUCAGUUCAAGGUUUCCCAUUUCGGCAGAGAGUUCAAGGCGUACACACUGUUAUCGUCUUCCGUUCGAUCUCCUCGUCGUCGGUCAUCGCCACCGCCGUCGGUCGUCUUCUUCUCGGGAAUCUUUUGAGUCACAUUUUUACGAAUUUCCGGCGUAUUGUUCUCUGCAACUCGAAAGGUUCCAAAAAAUAUCAUUCUCCGUUUCUUGUUCGGAUAACGUAUUUUAACUUGACUGUUAUGCGUUGAAAAGUGCAAAGUUGAUAAAAGUUCAUUUUUUAAUCGUAUCUAUUAACCAUUAAGCGGUUACACUUCAAUUCAAGUCCUAAUAUGUACAAAAUUACGUGAGGUGUAUCGGGAGAGUUAAUCAAAGAUCACAGACUGCGGUUCAGAAUAUUGUCUAGUAAAUAGCAAUUCCUUCGCAAAGAUUGAAUCGCGACAAAUUGCAACUCGUUGACUGGAUGAGACCUCAAUAUGUCCCAGAACUGCUUGACCGCUCUUCGGCUGCUGUCAUAUUAUUGGUUAACCACAAUCAUACCUCUACAUAUGUCCGCUUUUGAGGUGUCAUACAAAAAUACUCUUUUUAAUCAAGAAACCUCAAUUCCACAAGGUAGAAAGUUUGGUGGAUAUCGAAUUGUACCAAAGGCGUGUAAAAACACUGAAAAUACGUAUAAAAACAAUGCAUAUCCUGAUGGAGUUUGUAUGUUUAACUACGAAUGCAACCAACUUGGUGGUACAGUUAUUGGCUCAUGCGUUGACGUAUUUCUAUUUGGUGCUUGUUGCCAAUUACCACCGGGAGUUAAAGGGCCUACGCUUGAGCAUAACCUAGCAAGUCAUUCGUCAAACUCAAUGAGUACAGUGUCUGAUACGACUGUUCAUUCUAUCAAACCCGAAAUUCAACUGCAACCAGUUGCAGACACUAUACUUUUACACCGAAAUGGUACUGCAGUACAGAAUAUGUACAGACCUGAAGACAUCGCAGACUUGAUAAAAAAUUUUACACUUAUUCAUAAUUACCCCAGUAAUAAUAUGGCAGAUAUACUUCAGACAACGCCCCCUAACGGAUUUCAAAGUAAAAUUAAAAUUCCUGGAAAUGGUCAAACAUCACCUGUAUCAAAGUCGACUGAUUCAAUACCAAAUAUUCGUAAAACAACAACAGUUUCAUAUCAAGGACCGUCAUCUCACGAUGAUUAUGAUAAUAUGGUGCUAGUACCCACACUAACUUUUAACGAUCCAAAUAAAUCACCAGAAGAGACCAAUUCUAUACAUCACAUUUUAUCUAUAUUAAACCAUACUGUACCUAUAUCUGAUCCUGAGCCUGCUGUAGCCGAAUCUUUUACUCAUUCGUCUUCCUCUUCACAAGCUCUUUAUACUUGGGGUUCCAUUGAUGCUAAUUCUAAAACUCCUUACUAUGGACUAUCACAAUCAUAUCCGUCUACAAGACCAACUGGAUUGUACCACCAUAACGAAUAUAGACCAACAACUUCAAAUUAUGGUGGUCUUGCUACCUCUACCCAUCACUUACCUGGACCUCACUUUGAAGUAAAACCAACUACUAUAAAUCCAACUGCCGACCAAGAUGCCGUAGCGCCUACAGUGAUUGUAUUAAGCUCUUUGUCCGAUUCUAAAAAUCCCAUUAAGUAUACAUCGACUACUACUCAAUCAAUAACAUACCACCGACCACAUGUGAAACCUUCCCAGAGUAUUAUAGUUACUGGAAAGCCAUCAUUGAGUGCUGCAUACACGACAAAUUAUCAACAUACAACAUUUGUGCCUGCGACUUCAAGUGACGCGCAAGUAAAUGGACAUCCAAUCAUUCAUACAUCCGCUAAACCGUUAGUGUCCAAACCCACGUAUUACACGACUAGUAAACCCACCACAUUGAGCAGUACUAUACAUACUAGUGAUAGUAUUUAUACGGCAGUUAACAAUAAGUACCACGGUCCCGGAAGUGCUUCAUAUUCAACUGCCAAACCAGUGAUUAAUCAUAAUCAUUUAGCCGUAAUUGGCUCUUCGUCUAGCAGCGGUUACAAGCCAACUACUGUUACCUAUGCUCCUCCUCUUAUUAAUGAUUCAGAUUAUCCAUCUCCUGUAACUCCAGGUCAAGUAUUUGUCACUUCAGAUUCGGUUCAAUUAAAUAAUAAACCAAAUCUACCAUAUCCAUACAACUUAACUAACUACGAUCCGGCAACAUUUAAUUCAAAUGAAACGUUUGCUUUCCCCCCUGUACGAAGCCCUAUUACAAAUCAAACAAAUGAUCUAUCUGAAAAUACUGAUUAUGAAACAGAUACCAAUUCUAUACCUCAAUUACAUACUGACGAGAACCUUGACGAAAAGGUACACUUGUUUGUUGAAAAAGUAGUCCAGUCAUUACAAGGUAACUUUGAAGAUUUGGAAAAGGUUCUUAUGUCUGGAGAACAAACCCUAAACGUAACUAUUAGUAAUGACGAAUCACCAACACCUAUAAAAAAGCCAUCGGGUUCAACUAUCAAACCGACCAAAUCCCCAAAACCAACUAAACCUACAAAAUUGACAACGUCUACAUAUAAACCAACACCUAUUGCUCCUCCGGACGCUCCAUAUCUAGAACCAUCUACAACAACAGCAAAGCCUACAAAAGUUCCUAUACUUUUAACACCCGUUCAGUUAUUUAAACCUACCGAUAGUCCAACCAAACGGCCGAAACCUACAAAAAUUCCCGCGACAACUAUCUUCGUGGAUACAUUAAAUGUCGAAAACGACUACACUACAGCUCCAACUGAUUAUAGAAAAACUUGUGGAAUUCGACCGUUAGUAAAAAAAAAUGGAAGAAUCGUUGGUGGUACUGGAUCAUCGUUUGGAGAAUGGCCAUGGCAAGUGUUAGUGAAAGAAUCCACGUGGCUUGGAUUAUUUACCAAAAACAAAUGUGGAGGAGUAUUAAUUACUCAGAAAUAUGUAAUAUCAGCUGCUCACUGUCAACCUGGAUUUUUAGCGCAUCUUGUAGCAGUAUUUGGCGAAUACGAUAUCACCGGUGAAGUGGAGUCUAAAAGAAGUAUCAGUAAAAAAAUUAAACGGGUCAUCGUACAUAGACAAUAUGAUGCGGCCACAUUUGAAAAUGACAUAGCUUUGCUUGAAUUAGAAUCUCCUGUCUCAUACGAUCAACACAUCGUUCCAAUUUGCAUGCCAGACGAAGAUGAUGACUUUACGGGUCGUAUGGCAGUCGUUACCGGUUGGGGUCGGUUAAAAUAUGGAGGCGGAGUACCCAGUAUUUUACAAGAAGUCCAAGUUCCUAUAUUAGAAAAUCAAAUUUGCCAAGAACUAUUUGAGAAAGGCGGUCAUUCGAAAACUAUAUUGAAUAGUUUCUUAUGUGCUGGUUAUGCAAACGGCCAGAAGGAUUCUUGUGAAGGCGAUAGUGGAGGACCACUGAUGGUAGAGAAAGACAACGGUCGAUGGACCUUGAUUGGUACUGUUUCACAUGGUAUUAAAUGUGCAUCUCCAUACUUACCUGGAGUUUAUAUGAGAACAACUUACUAUAAACCUUGGUUGCAAGCCAUUACAGGUGUACAUUAACUAAAAAUACUAGACCGACUUUAUUUUUUAUUUAUAAUAAUUAUUAUAAUAAAAAAUCCUUCUUUGUUCUUAACUUUUAUUUUUAUAAAAUAAUAAACUACAAGUUAAUGUCUUCAACAGUUUUGACAUUAACUUUCGUUGUUAACGUAUUGCACCUAUAUUUUAAGUUUUAAUUUCAACUUUUUGUGAUAUCCAAAUGUGUAAGUAAUCAGAAUUACUAAUUCGCCAUAAUUUAUUAAAUUUUGUAAAUUGUUUAAAUAUUUUUACGCUAGUUAUUAUUGUUUAUAUUAUUGUUUUAAGCUAUAGGUUUUUGUACAUUGCUUUUUUUUUCUACCAAUUGUUUUUAGUAUGAUUUUAUAUUCGUAAUUUAUUGUGAUUAAGGUAGUUUAAUUCUACUGUUUGUUGUGUUGUACACCU